Molecule: messenger RNA, 429 nt
Organism: Caenorhabditis remanei
Lineage: Eukaryota; Metazoa; Nematoda; Chromadorea; Rhabditida; Rhabditidae
Exons: 2
Coding region: 1-429 (142 amino acids)
Molecular function (GO): DNA binding
Source: RefSeq, a predicted model, not a curated record
AUGGAACAUUUUUAUGUACGGAAAAUAGAUACCUUCACACAAGCGCAAGACCGAUGGUUGAGAAAUUGGUAUAUUGAAAAGAAGAACCCAAAUAGAGACGAUCUUGAAUAUUAUGCGUCCCAGUUGGAUGUACCAACAGAACAAAUUGCUUCAUGGUUUCAAUACCAAAAUCAGAAGCCUGAUGAAAAAAAACAAAAUCAGAUAAUGCGAUGUAUUGAGUCUCUUCCGACACCAAGAGAGUGGAAAUCGUCUCCCAAAGCAGUGAAUCAGAAUAAGGCUAGAGAUAAGAGACGGCAGGCAAAACCAAAAAGCACUUUGAUUUCUCAGCAGUCAGCCUAUGAGAGGAUUACGGCGUAUGCAAAAUCGAGAGCAGCGGGUGAGUGUCUGGAACUUGAUACUUUCGCAGUUGAACGGACCAUGUCAAUGUAA